Molecule: messenger RNA, 5195 nt
Organism: Epinephelus lanceolatus (giant grouper)
Lineage: Eukaryota; Metazoa; Chordata; Actinopteri; Perciformes; Serranidae
Gene: ppp4r1l
Product: protein phosphatase 4, regulatory subunit 1-like
Biological process (GO): protein dephosphorylation
Cellular component (GO): cytoplasm
Molecular function (GO): protein phosphatase regulator activity; protein binding
Source: RefSeq, a predicted model, not a curated record
CCAGCAUCAGGAAGUACCUUCAGGAAGUAGUUUGCUGCCUUGUUUGAGUGACAGCUGUGCGGUGGUGACAGCCCACACGGGACGGCAGCCCGCAGAGCCGAGCCGAUACUCAAGAUGGCAGGUCUAUCUUUAUACUUUGAAGAUGGCCAUGACGAUCUGGAUGAUUUUGGAUUUGAUGACUAUGGAUCAGAGUGCGACGGCAUCCGCAUCACAGCCUUCCUCGAUGCAGGGCAAGACAACCUGACUCCUCUGGGGAGGCUAGAGAAGUAUGCCUUCAGUGAAAAUGUUUUCAACAGGCAAAUCGUGGCUCGUGGCCUGCUUGAUGUGCUUCGAGAGUUCAGUGACAAUGAAAAUGACUUUAUCAGUGUCAUGGAGACAGUUGCCAGAAUGUCAGAAGACGGAGAGCCCACAGUACGAGCUGAACUGAUGGAGCAGGUCCCCAACAUUGCCAUGUUCUUACACGAGAGUCGGCCCAACUUCCCGGCAGCUUUCUCAAGAUAUUUGGUACCCAUUGUAGUCCGAUAUCUCACGGAUCCAAAUAACCAGGUGCGGAAGACCAGUCAAGCGGCGCUGCUUGUUCUGUUGGAGCAGGGCCUUAUCUCUAAAGCUGAUAUGGAGACCAAAGUUUGUCCUGUUCUGCUUGAGCUCACAGAACCCAGCAGUGACGACGACUACAAAAUCGAGGCAGUCGCUAUCAUGUGUAAAGUCGUCACCAUGCUGAGCAAAGACACAGUGGAGCAUCUAUUGCUGCCACGCUUCUGCGACCUGUGCAGUGACGCCAGACUCUUUCAAGUUCGCAAGGUCUGUGCAGCCAACUUUGGAGAGUUUUGUUCUAUUGUGGGUCAGGAGGCCACAGAAAAACUACUGAUGCCCAAGUUCUUCGAUCUGUGCUCAGACAGUCUGUGGGGCAUCAGGAAAGCCUGCGCCGAGUGCUUCAUGAUGGUCUCCAAUUCCACCUCUCCAGAAGUGCGACGUGCAAAAUUGUCCCCCCUGUUUAUCAGCCUCAUCAGUGACCAGUCUCGCUGGGUGCGACAGGCUGCCUUUCAGUCUCUGGGGCGUUUCAUUUCCACCUUUGCCAAUCCCUCCAGCACAGGCCUUCACUUCAGAGAGGACGGCGCCCUACUAGAGGUCCCCAGGUGUACAUUGGACAGCGACUGUUCCCUAAACUCUCUGAACUGUUCCGAAAUCAGCAGCUGCCACACAGGAAGAACCAUCGCUCACACACCUCCCAACCAGGAUGGCCGCGCCACACCGUCCCCAGAGCACGUGUCGACAGCUGACGCAGAGGAAUCACACAACUUCGAUGACAACCACACUUCUGUUUCCAGAGAAAUGUGCAGCAGCUUCACCAACGCGGUUUCAAACAGCAACACCAGCCCCACAACCACAAACAACGCUAAGAACACAAAGGACACAGAGCAAACAGAUGAGAACUUUAACUCUUUCCACUACUGGAGAUCUCCUUUACCAGACAUCAGCGGGGAACUGGAGAUGCUAAAUUGUCAAAAGUCAGAGGACGUGAUAGAGAAGGAGGAAAAGAAAGAGGACGAUGAGGAGGAGGAACCUGAGUGUCCUGAUUCCAAGUCUAGCCCUGGCAAAGCAACCAGCGACCAGAUCCAGAAGGUCUUGGAUUGUUUGCAACCGCACAUUGAUGACCCUGAUGUACAAGCUCAAGUCCAGGUGUUGUCAGCAGCCCUGAAGGCAGCGCAGCUCGACAGCCCGGGAGACGACGGCCUGGCAGACGACAGCCCGACUGAGCUGGAGCCAGAAGAGCAGACUGAUGACGACACCAGCAGCCCGUCUGUGGAGAGUAAAUCUGUGGAGGCUCAGUCUGAGAGCGAAGAGAGUCCCACAGAAGAGGAGCAGCCGAUGGAAACUCCUCCAGCCUCGGAGUCGAGCCCUGUCCAGGAGCAAGGAGAUGAGGAGACGCAGACAGAGCCACUGGAGGACCAGGAAGAGUCUCCUCCUGACUCCCCGAUUCUAGAGUCUGAGCUGAUAGAGAGUGUGGAGGAGGAGGGAAAAGAUGACUCUGCUCACAGCCCAGUGUUUGAGGAUAAGCCCAAGAUCCAGAACGUCAUCCCGCAGCAGCUUUUGGAUCAGUACCUCUCUAUGACGGACCCGGCGCGGGCCCAGACGGUGGAUACAGAGAUAGCCAAACACUGUGCCUUCAGCCUGCCGGGAGUAGCACUCACUCUGGGACGACAGAACUGGCACUGCCUCAAGGACACAUAUGAAACCCUCGCUACUGAUGUGCAGUGGAAGGUGCGGCGUACGCUGGCUUUCUCCAUCCACGAGCUGGCAGUGAUCCUGGGAGACCAGCUGACGGCAGCUGAUCUGGUGCCCAUCUUCAACGGUUUUCUCAAGGACCUGGACGAGGUCCGCAUUGGCGUACUCAAACACCUCUACGACUUCCUCAAGCUGCUGCACGCAGACAAGAGGAGAGAAUAUCUGUACCAGCUUCAGGAGUUCAUGGUGACGGACAACAGUCGCAACUGGAGAUUCAGAUAUGAGCUGGCAGAGCAGCUGAUCUUGAUCAUAGAGUUGUACAGCCACUACGAUGUGUAUGACUACCUCAGACAGAUAGCACUCACACUCUGCUCUGACAAAGUCUCAGAGGUCAGGUGGAUCUCCUACAAACUGGUUGUAGAGAUCCUCCAGAAGCUGUAUGCAUGUGGGGCCGACGAUCUGGGCCUGAACUUCAUCAACGAGCUCACCGUCAGGUUCUGCCACUGUCCCAAGUGGGUGGGGCGACAGGCCUUUGCCUUCAUCUGCCAGGCCAUAGUGGAGGAGGACUGCAUGCCCAUGGAUCAGUUCGGCCAGCACCUCUUGCCCAGCCUGCUCAGCCUCUCCUCAGACCCAGUGGCUAAUGUCCGUGUUCUGGUGGCCAAGGCUCUACGACAGAGUGUCAUGGAGAAAGCUUACUUCAAGGAGCCCGGCUGUGCCUACUCUGACGAGCUGGAGGAGACUGUGAUGGCUCUGCAGUCCGACAAGGACCGGGACGUCCGCUUCUUUGCCAGCCUGGACCCCAACAAGGGCUUGAUGGAGACGGCUCCCUUGAUCUAGCCUCCGCCUCCCCCCCCGAGUCCCAUCACAGCCCACCUGCCUGUCUACCUACCUGUCUGUCUGACUGAUGCACAGUCGGCGUAACCUGCAACACCAGCACCUGACCAGAUCCCCGACCACUCGCCUGCUGGGCAGACCCGCACCAACGACCACUUGAGAAUCAUGUCAGACGAUCGAUAUAUAAAAGUAUGAGCAUGCUCAGACUACACAGCGCAGUCUCUGGUUGGGCACCACAUAGCGCACAUUGCAUUCACAACACAAAAUGCAUACCUGUCAGAGUUCUCAGCAAAUGAGCAGGACUCAGAGGGCAGCUGCACCACUUUGUGGGAGCUGCCGUAUUCACGCCUGAACUCUUUUUCCCCCCUCCACCCUCCUCCACACUAACAUCCCUCCCCAGUCACAGACUUGUAAAACUACAACGGGCUGUUUCUCUCCAAAGCUAAUUGUAAGCUUGAUAUAAAAUUGCUGAAUUGAUUUUUUUUUUUUUUCUUAAUGCUUCUUUUUGUGGAUUUCUUAACGAACAAGCGGGCAAGGCCUGCCUGACUCUGACGUGUGCACUAACUCAGGGGGACUCAACUGAACCUAAACAGCAUUAUUAGCUUACAUGAUAAGCAGCAGCUCCUGGAUCCCUGGUGACAAAAAACAAACAAACUCCAGCUGUCUGAGCAACAGACCAGCCAAACCAAGUAGCUCUGCUGGUGUCUCUCUCGCCUCAUUUCCUCUUAAAUGCUUCUGUUGUCUCUGAUGUCCUUUUGUCUCCUGAGACGUCCUCUGGGUUAUCGUCUGCCCCCCUCCCUCCACCUCCACCUUCUCUCCUUCACUCUUUUCUCUCUGCAUUUCUCCACCUGGUCUUCACGGACCACUGAAACCACUACUGCACAGAAGGAACAGUGAUUCUGCCAUUCAGCGUUAACUCUUGAUUAAAACCAUAUCUUUUUGAACCCCCCCCCCCUCCCCUCCGUGUCUGUUUACCAAAAAAUGUGACACAACGCGUCUCCCAAACGGCAGGAGACUAAUGAAAUACCUCUGUGUGGAUAAGACUGGCCAGUGUGGCGUACAUGUAGAGGGACAUCCGCGGUUCAAACAGGCUCUGAAUGUCCUCUGACUAAAACAUCUUAACAAAGGGCUCAUGACGAAGUGACACAGGGUGACUCAGAAAGAAGAGGAAGAAAGAAAGCACACUGUUGGAUUAUGCAUGUCCCCCCCACCCUCACCUCCCCACCUCCUGUUGUGUAUAGUCUAUUCCAGUUCCUUAAGGUCGACCUCCUGAUGUUGAAUUAUGUGACCAUGGUAGUGUUCAGUGGAUCUGACUGACCAGUUGUACAGUAGGAUAUAGGAAUGGCUGUGUGACGAGACUGAACGAGAGCUGAUCAUUGUUUCCGUCUCGGUGGAACGAUUUUUAAAGUAUGAGGUCUCUCCACAUUUUGCAACUCUUUUGUACAGUUUAAACCUGUGGAAAAUGGUUUGUGUUUAUGGAACCAAGGCCAGUGUAGUCGGGUUUUUACCCAUCGAGAUGUGAGUGCGUGCGUGUGUGUGUGCGCGUGUGAAUAUUGGGAGCAGUCACCAAGUCACUUUUUGUAGUCUCUCGAACUCGUUUGUUCCCCUCUGUUGUAAAUGGUAACCCCUCUUUUUUUUUUUUUUUUUUUUUUUUUUUUGGAACAUAGACAUAACUUGAGAACUUAAAGCUGAUUGUGGUGUGUGCUGUGCAUCUCAAGUCUUUCUUCCUUCGAAAGGAGAGCUCACCGCGGUAAUGGCGGUGUCUACUCAUCUCGUCUGUCUGCGACUUGUGUCCAUCUCAUUUUUUAUGUAGUAGAACAGUUAAUAUAUACAUUUUAUGAAAAUUAUUUUUCUUUUCAAUUAUGCACCACUGUUCAAAGAUUUUAUAUCCUAACUUUACAAAAUUUACAACCUUUGUAAUAUUCAAUGGUUUCUUUUAAAAAGACAUUUUAUGUAAUGUUAUUUUUAGUAUUCUGUAAUUAAAAUUAUGAAAAUUAGUGUGUUGUGCUCACGUUUUGUGUUAUUGAUCACUGCAGGUCAGUCGGCUCUGAUAGAGAAGGAUGUAGCUGCUUGAUAAUAACAAAAUAUUUUAUAAUUUAAAGGUCCAGUGUGGAGGAUUUGGGGGCUUUUUAUAG